UUCAUUGUUCCGCUGUCAGUCGGGCUCUGAACGUCGUAUCGGUUGGUUCAAACAAACGAUGCCGGUCGACGUUUAACUUCGUCUCCCAAGUGCCGCAAUUCCAUAGAUCUGGCCCCGAAGCACCGCGUUUUGCACGGUUUUCGCAAAUUCUCGAAAACCAUGAUGAAAGAUAUCGAACACUUUCUAGAAGAUUCACCCCACCGCGAUAUAAAAUUGAACGAAGUUUUUAACAAAAUCACGGACAUUUUACAACAACAGACCGUAGUAACGCCGGCGAAACAAAAAAUGUCGUGUGAUGUUAUUGAAACAAUAAUGCCAGAAAGGAGCAGUGUGCCCAUCAACCAAGGGUUCGUAUCAGAAGACAUAGAGGAUAACGCAGCAUGCCAAGCACUAGCGUUAAGGCUGGAAGAGCAGCUGCGGGCAGCAAAGACAGCGCAGUUAGCCUGCGGAGAAGUGUUGCUGCCAGCAGACCUGCUGCCCAGAGUAGCCAGGGAUGUACUGCGAAUGGCGGAGAAUGAACCUUGCGGAUUGAGAGGCUGCACACUGUACGUUAACUUUGAGUCGGAGCAGGAGUGCCGCAAGAUCGGGACUGUCAAGUGCGACCCCAACACCGUGUCCACGUUUGAACUGUUCCUCACUCUCCGUAGAGACUCUCGGAGUACUUGGACAUCACUCAUCCCUCAGUUCAUCAAGAACCUGACCAAGGGAGGGACCAUCAUGAUCAGUCCGGGUUUCACUCUGGAGAAGAAGAAGCUGUACCGAUCCUUCGUCACGGAGUAGCGGCCACGGCGGCGCGACGAGAGCCAAGACUGACUGGGUGCACCAUUCGCAUUGUGAUCUUCUAAUGACUUUAACAAAUUCGUGAUUUGCGUUCGUGUUGUGAGCUUACAGUGUUGUCAUCUACACUCGUCAUUUGCAAUCGUUUUUAGUCAUUAUUGAUUUAAUUAAAGAUAUAUUAUAGAGUAACAAAUUUUUAACAUAUUUAAAAAGAUAUUCAGAUGCAAAGUUUAUUUUAUCGACCGCAGAUAUUUAGUUGUAGAAUAGGUAUAUUUAUGUACAUAAAAUUACGAAUUAUUUAGUUAUUGUUACUUUUUAAAAGUCUCGAUUGUCGAAUGUUUCGCGUUUCUUGAUAGUACAAGUCGCUCGGCGAACCAUAUCACCGCAAGCUUCGUUUUACGUAGUUUAGUUUACCUAAUAAUAUCGAUAUGUGAUCUUGUAAAUUUAGUGAUGAACUAUAUAUAUUUUGCAUCGAUACAAAUUAGUAUUUUAUUAUUGUAUUGAAGUUAUUGUGUUGAUUUUAACGACUUCUAAAUGUUAGUUGAAGUCUUGUGAUCCCGUCUAGGAGGUUUGCAGCUUUAAGAGUUUUUGUCUUUCAUGUUGAUUGUGGGCUCCAAGUUUGGUACUCGAGUUUCUUACUGCAAUAAUUUUUAACCCGAUGAAUUCUCUGUUGCCCAAAAAUGGAUGUUUCCCUUCAAAGUACUUACUGCACAGCCGACAACCCCUAGGAUUUUAUGUGAUUUUAUUACUUGUAGCUUUGUAAUUUUAUUUUAAAAUUUUAAUCCUCGUAUCUCCUGUUAGAGUAAGGCUCGAGUUGUAUGCAAUGUUCGUAAAGGUUUUGAUCUCAGCAUUCCGGAUAUACCGGUGUCAGUAUUCAUCCACUCAUGUACUCCACAUAGUAUGUAUGUGAACUGUGUGUGUUGAUCAUUUUUGUACUUUUUGUUAUGGAGAAUCUACUUUAAAAGAGAAAUAUUGAAAAAAUCAAUAAAAAGAAUUAACAUUCUUU
This is a messenger RNA of Macrosteles quadrilineatus (aster leafhopper), 1783 nucleotides long. RefSeq names its product protein charybde-like. The transcript has 3 exons. NCBI's taxonomy places the organism in Eukaryota, Metazoa, Arthropoda, Insecta, Hemiptera, Cicadellidae. The coding region runs from base 160 to 780 and encodes 206 amino acids. Gene Ontology annotation, biological process: apoptotic process; regulation of TOR signaling; negative regulation of signal transduction. The record is from RefSeq and is a predicted model, not a curated record. Gene Ontology annotation, cellular component: cytoplasm.